This is a messenger RNA of Owenia fusiformis, 1660 nucleotides long. The record is from the annotation of a GenBank genome assembly. NCBI's taxonomy places the organism in Eukaryota, Metazoa, Annelida, Polychaeta, Sabellida, Oweniidae.
GUGACACUGAUGCCAAGGUUACACAAAACACUCCCAAUGUCCUAAGCUGCACAGAAAGACGAACCUUUUGGCUGAGUUGGGAGAAUGGCUUAGUACAGUUAGGGAGUGGGCUCGUUAAAGGAUCGAGUUCAAUGUUGAUCCAGUGGCAAGACACUGAUGCAAUGUUCCGUCCAAGACAUAUGGCUGUUUCGACAGAGCAGGGCACUAAGGGACACUGGAUGUUUUAUAAUGUCGAAGCUGCUGUAGAUAAGUUCAUCCAGAACGAAGACCAGGUAGAUCAAGUAAUAGAGACUUUGACAAAUCUCUCCAGGAAAAGCAAGGAGGAACCAGUUUCCCUGCUAAGAUUCUCAAAUUCUAGAAUUGAUUUUGAUGAUGAUAACGUCUAUUUCCAAGCAACUGUGCAACCACUUCCAAUCAUUCUUGAAGAACGUAGAAACAAAGAUUAUAUCGUUCCCUCUGCUCAGAGACUGUAUGGAAUCAUCCAGGAUCUUGUUUACAGUGGCCAAGUUGAUGUCCAAUUUAAAUAUGGGAUGCGAUUAGGAGCAAGUGAAAUAAGAAAGGUCAUCCCAACAGACCCCAACAAUUUUAAUGAUCCAUAUGUUAGGAGAUUCACCAAGGACGCUAGUCGAGUAUUAUUUGUUGAUAAAUGGACAGUUGAUACCGGACUAACUAUACAGAAAUGUGCAAUGAGGUGUUUAACUGAAACAAGGAUAAAAUGUGAAUCAUUUGAUUAUUGCUCAAACGUCGGAGAGUGUAUGCUGAGUGAUAAACAUAGAGCAGAUGGGGAAAAUACAGGCUCAUACAGAAACCAUAGUUACUGUGACCAUUAUUCAAAGUCGUACAUCGCGCUCAACUUUGAGAAGGCUCCAGGGCGAGUUCUCACAACAUUUCCAGGCGAGACAAAGAUUUACUCUGGACUCUCGGCAGAAUCAUGUGCUAAAGUAUGCAUCGAUGAGACUCACUUUAAAUGUGAAUCAUUUGACUAUUGCCCAUCAUCUGUAUCUUGUACGCUUAAUACAAGGCACAAAGAUUCAACUAAUGCUGUGAUGGUGAACAGAACCGAUUGUUCUCAUUAUUCAAAAGCGUUUCUGGGCAAGUUUCGUGAAGAUCCUGCUUCUUAUCUGAUUGGAUACGAAGAGACAGUUAUACAUGGAAUAGGCAAAGAAGCAUGUGCUAGAACCUGUCUGCAGGAGACUAGUUUUAACUGCAGAAGCUUUAACUAUUGCCCGACAGACGACGGGAAGGGGACCCCUUCGUGUUUAUUGAAUACGCAUACUAAAGCUGAUGUACGCGGUGAUAAGUUUGUAUCAGAUCCAAAUUGUUCAUACAGCGAAAGGGUGGAUGCACAAUCUGUCGCAAUACGACCAAAAACAUUACAAUAUUCAUCAGGGCAAAUGGCGGGUUUAGGCAUCGGUAUGUUACUAUUAGGAACAUUGACCGGCACUGGUAUUCUGUUUGCGUUAGUCUUCUUUCUUAGAAGAUAAAGACUGUUCAAAGAACGCCUACAUUGCGAUCAAUGGCUUUGACAGGAGCCAUUAGACAUUUGGAUUGAUAAAAGUAUUUUCAUACAGGAUAGAAAAAUAUAUCGCUGUAUAUGUAGCAAUAAUGUAUCUGUAUUACUGUAAUUGCAGAUUUUUUAAUAAAUUAAUAUUGUGUUUUA